CAAAACAUUAGAUUGGAAUAUUGGGAAGAUGAUGAUUUGCAUCAGAAAGCUGUAUGUCUAAGACAAAGCAGAAUCUUCUUUAUUGGGAAAUGAUAAUAGUUUAAAAAUAAGUUUUUAGUUUAAUUUAAUAAAUUUCAUUAAAACUGUAUUUGGUUGACCAAGUCAAGUCACAUGGUGAUUGUGACACAUAUGUACAACAUACAACAGAAACAUGCUGGUACCAACCAAGUCAUAAUGAAUAUCAUACAUAGUAGAACAAAACAUUAUAUGGAUUUGUCAUUCAUGUGGCGGAUAUGGCACACAUGGGACCACACAGGUGUAUGCGAUGAAGAUGAAUAUAUUGACCCAGUGUUUAUUAGACAACCUGCAGUGACAGGAGACUUUCUUAAUGAAAUAAAGAACGAGAAAUCAUUGGUUGAUUGCAUAGGAAUGCCCAUGGGGGGAUCAAUACAUGGAGUUUAGUAAACCAAGUGUUCAGUUGGACACGAAGUGUAAUAAUGUUAACAGGGGGGAUCCUGGUUCGUAGAAAACUAUCUACAGUUGAUCAAAAGGAGAAGAAAAAGGAAGACCAGCGAACAUGGGGAGUAUACGAUCUUCACGUACGUGGUCGCAUCAACCCCCGAUCAUGGGAGGCACUUGGUGUUAUUGGGAGUUUAGUUGUGAUCGGUAUCGGGUUUAAUACGGCAGCUACAGACCCGGGGUUGAAAGGAGCGAUAUUGAUGGGGGUUGGAUUGUUUUUGUUGAUUAUAUCGGUGGCUGCACUUCUACAGCAAAGGGAUAAGAAUUCUGUUGUAAUUAUCAUGAAGGAUUUAUACACCAUGUACAUAGAAGCGUACACCGAUCGUUUUGGUACGUUGAGGUUCAUGUAGCGGUUUAAUAUGGCGGGGAAACAACAGUCGUUAUACCACGGGUGUUCUGUCUCAUAUACACCUCAUGCCCGUUUACAAGUUACCACGUAUGUAACUUUGUGGAUGAUUGUUUUUCUGACCACCGGGUUGGAGCAAUUGCCGGUAAGUAUCUUGGCCAAGGGCGCCGACAAUGGUAGCAGUGACGCCCUAAACCAUCCUCUAGGGGGCAUGAUUAAACAACAUUACAAUAAACAAAAAGGCGAGCACAAGUCUCUACCAAUGUCCCCAAAUAAUGAAUAAACUAAACAUUCCCUGCAGAAGCGGAUGAGGAAGACGGACGGAUUCAUCGCAAUCACCCCGACUUUCAAC
Ciona intestinalis (vase tunicate) is the source of this 1217-nucleotide messenger RNA. NCBI's taxonomy places the organism in Eukaryota, Metazoa, Chordata, Ascidiacea, Phlebobranchia, Cionidae. The record is from RefSeq and is a predicted model, not a curated record.